This is a messenger RNA of Brassica rapa (field mustard), 873 nucleotides long. Its product is annotated as putative F-box/kelch-repeat protein At3g24610. The record is from RefSeq and is a predicted model, not a curated record. Gene Ontology annotation, molecular function: protein binding. NCBI's taxonomy places the organism in Eukaryota, Viridiplantae, Streptophyta, Magnoliopsida, Brassicales, Brassicaceae.
AUGGUUGCGGGAUCUACAUCAUGGGUGGUAGGGUUGGCGGAAGAGCCUCCUCGUCGAGUGUCAUGUUCCUGGAUUGUCGAUCCCACACGUGGAUCACUCUCCCCUCCCAUAUACGUGUUUGGAGGGUGCGAUGACUCUAAGUCCAGCAAAUGGGGAGAGGUUUUUGACCCAAAGAAGCAGACUUGGGAUGCCCUCCCCAUGCCCCCGCCUCAUUGUAGUCGUCCCUUAAUGUGCGAAAAGAUUGUGAUAAAGGAGGAGAAGGAGAUGCUUGCAAUGACUGGCACAGGACAAUGUUUAUCCUACAUUCCAAGUGAAAGCAAAUGGAAAGAAGGGAAUAGACUAAGACCAUCAGCAUUGGUAAACCUCUCUUCUCGAUUCCCAAUGGGUUGGCAUGUGAUAGAGAAUGUAGUGUAUUGCAGUAAUAGUGAUGGGCUGGUAACGUGGUGUGAGGCACAUAAAUGGGAGAGCCCCGAAACCGAGGUGGUUGCGUGGAGAGAGGUGAUGGGCUUGGAGGCUCUCAGGGAUACUCUCGCUGCUUCCAAGCUGGUCAGCUAUGCUGGACGGUUGUGGGAUUACUGGGAGACGACAGUCAAACCGGAGUUGUUAGCGAGGCGAAUCAAGAUUCAAGAACUCGAUCAAGUACUUCCCGGGCACAAACUGAGCAACUCUGGUCCCAACUUGUUGAUCUUCUGGGAUGUGCUUGUUCCUCCUCAUAAGUUGGAGAUUUGGUGUGCGGAGAUCUCUUUGGUGAGACGCAAGGAGACUUUCGAGAUUAGAGGAAACAUUGUGUGGUCCCAAGUUGUCAUCACACUCGACCCUCCUCCACAUCACCAUCACUGUAGGAUUUUGUCUGCUCUACCUCUCAACCUUUGA